This is a messenger RNA of Astyanax mexicanus (Mexican tetra), 6988 nucleotides long. It is a transcript of the gene egfra, whose product is annotated as epidermal growth factor receptor a (erythroblastic leukemia viral (v-erb-b) oncogene homolog, avian). Gene Ontology annotation, biological process: positive regulation of kinase activity; protein phosphorylation; cell surface receptor protein tyrosine kinase signaling pathway. Gene Ontology annotation, cellular component: signaling receptor complex; basal plasma membrane. The coding region runs from base 252 to 3887 and encodes 1211 amino acids. Gene Ontology annotation, molecular function: epidermal growth factor receptor activity; ATP binding; epidermal growth factor binding. The record is from RefSeq and is a predicted model, not a curated record. The transcript is spliced from 28 exons. Lineage: Eukaryota; Metazoa; Chordata; Actinopteri; Characiformes; Acestrorhamphidae.
AGCGCAGAGCUGAAGGAGGAGCUGUCAAAACUUUCCAACUUGUUGAAAGUGUGUAGACGCAGCUCGGUUCCCUCAGCUCGCUGAGUCACACAGCCCGUUCCUACAGCCCGGAGAACACGGCCAGAAUGGACUAACCGAGCCUGGGAGCAGAAACAGAGGAGAACAACACGGGAAAAGAAGGAAGAACGCGUUAGAAAUAGAAGAAGAAGAAGAAGAAGAAGAAGAAGAAGAAGAAGAAGAAGAAGAAGAACAUGGAGAAAAGCUCGUGCGGGACAGGGUUCCUCCUCCCGCUCCUGCUCCUCGCCUUCCUGCUCCUUUCCCCGGGCUGGAGUCUCUCUCAGGAGAAGAAAGUGUGUCAGGGAGGGAAUAACAGGAUGACUCUGCUGAGCACGGUGGACGAGCACUAUCAGAACAUGGUGAAGAUGUACAGCAACUGCACUGUCAUCCUGGAGAACCUGGAGAUCACCUACACCUCGCACGAGCACGACCUGUCCUUCCUCAAGUCUAUCGAGGAGGUUGGUGGCUAUGUUCUGAUUGGUCUCAACAAAGCCCCGCGAAUUCCACUGGACAACCUGAGGAUCAUCCGUGGACACACGCUGUACGAUGGGCUUGCCCUGGCAGUCCUGUCCAACUAUAACAACAGCAAGGGCCUGAGAGAACUGCCCCUAAUCAGCCUGACCGAAAUCCUGAAGGGUGGGGUGAAGUUUGCCCACAACCCUUACCUGUGUAACGUGGAGACCAUCCAGUGGGCUGACAUCAUGAGCUCAAAGGACAGCUCACAGUUCGUCAAAUUCGAGUCCACCACCUCUAAAGACUGUAAAAUGUGCCACUCAGACUGCUACAACGGCUCGUGUUGGGCUCCUGGCAGGGCCAACUGCCAGACCUUUACUAAGCUGACGUGUGCGGAGCAGUGCUCCGGGAGGUGUAAAGGACCCAAACCCAGCGACUGCUGCAACAUGCACUGUGCGUCCGGAUGCACCGGACCCAGACCUACAGACUGCCUGGCCUGUCGGGACUUCCAGGAUGAUAAUACAUGUAAAGACGCAUGUCCUCCUCUCAUGCUUUAUAACCCCAACACCCACCAGCUGGCCCCCAACCCUGAUGGGAAAUACAACUUCGGGGCCACAUGCGUCAAGAACUGCCCACAUAACUACGUGGUCACGGAUCACGGCGCAUGCGUGAGAUCAUGCAGUCCUGGGACGUAUGAGGUGGACGAGGACGGGGUCAGAAAGUGUAAGAAGUGUGAAGGACUGUGUCCAAAAGUGUGCUCUGGACUGGGGGUGGGUAAUCUGGUUGGAGUCAUGUCAAUCAAUAGCAGCAACAUCGACUCGUUUGAGAAUUGCACAACCAUCAACGGAGACGUCUUAAUCCUUAAAACUACGCUGAAUGGUGAUACAUUUACUAAAACACCAAAAAUGGAUCCAGCCAAACUCAACGUUUUCAGAACAGUGAAAGAAAUCACUGGAAGUCUUCUGGUUCAGUACUGGCCGAAAAAUAUGCCGUCUCUCAGUCCGUUUGAAAACCUGGAAGUCAUCCGUGGACGAACCAAACAUCAGGGCACAGUCAGCCUUGGGAUUGGUAAACUUCCCAUCACCCACCUGGGCCUUCGAGCUCUGCGUGAGAUCAGCGACGGAGACGUGUCCAUCUCGGCCAACGCCAAACUCUGCUACAACAGUCCCGAGCACUGGAAACGCCUGUUCAGAUCAGAAGACCAGGUCGCCCGGCCCAUGCAGAACGCUGACCCAGCUACCUGUGCGGCCCUGAAUCAGACCUGUGAUGAAAUGUGUACACCUGAAGGCUGCUGGGGUCCGGGCCCCACCAUGUGCUUCAGCUGUAAACACUACAGCCGUAAGAAGAGCUGUGUAGCUUUCUGUAACCUGCUGGAGGGUGAGCAUCGUGAAUGCGAGGUCAACAUGACCUGUCUGGAGUGCGACCCCGAGUGCAGACCACUCAACGGCUCACUGACCUGCAGUAAACCUGGUCCGGACGGCUGCGUGGAAUGCGCCCACUUCAGAGACGGACCGCACUGCGUGGCCCGCUGCCCUCAGGGCAUCCCGGGAGAGAAGGACACGCUGGUGUGGAAAUAUCCCGACAGCAUGCGGGUGUGCCAGCUGUGCCACCAGAACUGCACCCAGGGAUGCACCGGACCAGAACUGAAAGACUGCAGAGAAUAUAAACCUUUUUCAGGGAUGUCGGUGAUAGCCGCUGGCGUGGUCGGGGGUAUCCUGGCCUUUGUUAUUCUCAGUUUGGGCGUGGCCGUACUCGUGAGGAGACGACACAUCAAGAGGAAGAGGACACUGCGCAGAUUACUGCAGGAGAGAGAGUUGGUGGAGCCGCUCACCCCCAGUGGAGAAGCUCCUAACCAGUCCCUGCUGCGCAUCCUCAAAGAGACAGAGUUCAAGAAGAUCAAAGUUCUGGGAUCCGGAGCGUUCGGCACGGUGUAUAAGGGUUUGUGGGUCCCGGAAGGAGAAGACGUGAAGAUCCCUGUGGCCAUUAAGGUUCUGCGAGAGGCCACAUCCCCUAAAGCUAACAAAGAGAUCCUGGACGAGGCGUAUGUGAUGGCCAGUGUGGAGCAUCCUCACGUGUGUCGUCUCCUGGGCAUCUGCCUGACGUCCACAGUGCAGCUGGUCAGUCAGCUCAUGCCGUACGGCUGCCUGUUGGACUACGUGAAGGAGAACAAGGACAACAUCGGCUCUCAGCACCUGCUCAACUGGUGCGUCCAGAUCGCCAAGGGAAUGAACUACCUGGAAGACCGUCACCUGGUGCACAGGGAUUUGGCUGCGCGUAACGUGCUGGUGAAGACCCCUCAGCAUGUGAAGAUCACAGACUUUGGCCUGGCCAAGCUGCUCAGCGCUGAUGAGAAGGAGUACCAUGCAGAUGGAGGCAAGGUUCCAAUUAAAUGGAUGGCGCUUGAAUCCAUCCUUCACAGGACGUACACACACCAGAGUGAUGUGUGGAGUUACGGUGUGACCGUCUGGGAGCUGAUGACGUUUGGGACGAAGCCUUACGACGGAAUUCCUGCCAGUGAGAUCGCUGGAGUUUUGGAAAAGGGAGAGAGGCUUCCACAGCCACCCAUCUGCACCAUAGACGUCUACAUGAUCAUGGUCAAAUGCUGGAUGAUCGAUGCAGAAAGCAGGCCAAGAUUCAGAGAGCUCAUCGCCGAGUUCUCCAAGAUGGCACGAGAUCCAACUCGCUAUCUAGUCAUUCAGGGUGAUGAGAGGAUGCACCUGCCCAGCCCUACUGACUCUAAGUUCUACCGCAGCCUGAUGAGCGGAGUGGAUCUGGACGAGUCUAUGGAUGCUGAUGAGUAUUUAAUGCCCAACCACGGCUUCUUCAGCAGCCCCAGCACCUCCCGCACUCAGCUGCUGCACUCUGUGAGCCUCAACAGCAGCAUCGGAUCAUGCCAGAACAGAAAUGGGAAUCUUUUCCCAGUGAGAGAGAGCCUCAUGCUGCGCUACAUCCCAGACCCGACAGACCGGUUCCUGGACGGAGACUUCCAGCCAGCUCCAGAAUACAUGAACCAGCAGAACGGCACCGUCCCAUCCGACAUGUCCAACCCCAACUACCAGCACCCAGCCCCCCCACGCAUCGCCCACCCGGCCAGCGCCCUGGACGAGACGGAGGAGGAGUACCUCAACUGCUUUAAAGCCACGGCAGCUCCUUCUCCAACCACUCUGCCCGAGUACCUCAACACCUCCCAGGCCCGCCUCCUGUCCCCGUCCUCGUUCGGCCACGCCCACACCAACGGGCACAGCUUCAUUGCCCAGAGCAGCAUAGACAACCCGGACUACCAGCAGGACUUCUGCCCCCUGGGGGUGAAGCCAAAGGCCAACGGGCACCUCCCGGCUGCGGAGAACGCCGAGUACAUGGGGGUGGAGGUGCACUAGCACGACAUCCAGAGUCCGGCACGGAUCAGAACUGUUCAGAGACUACAGAAAAGAUCCAGCAGAAAAAAAAACAUAUUUUUCAGAUAUUUUUUGUCGAUAUAAUGUCAAAAGCAUUGUUUUCUGUCGAGUAGAGGAGCUGUAGAUUCCUCUACACUGCCUUUUUGAACCUGUGGGCGGAGCUAGCUAGAGCUAGACUGGGGAUCGCUGUUUUUCGUAUUUCGAAUUAUCGAUUUCUUUUAUUUUUAAACACACUGUUUUAUUUUGUGUUUGCAUUAUACGUUUGGUACGCUUGGUUUAAGAGUAGUAAACACAAUGUGAAUGAUUUUGUCAAAAAAUCUAAAUCUUUGUGAAUCAAGACCACGCCCCCUUGACUACAGCAUCAUGACCACACCCCCUGACUCUUUGCCAGAUCUGUAGCGCUCAACCUACUUGGCUAAUUGAUUGAUUAGCCAGUUUAGAUCCAUUAUUGUAAAAAAAAAAGUGGGUUUUUUCAAUUCCAGUUCCAAAUUAGCUUAGCCAGUUAACUCAUAGCUACGCUAACUAGUAAUGCUCCCAACAUGGUCUACAGGGUCAGGACAGGACAGACAGGUGCAUGCCUCCUCCGAUACAUGUGAAUCAGGCCCCGCCUCUUUUUUUUUUUUUUUUUUUAGCAGCCACCAAUGCAGCAUUAGGCACUAGGCGGCAAACCAAAAAAAUGCUUGAAAGAAAGCAUCGUAUACAUCAGCCCGCAGAUGCCUGUGCCAACCAGCAUCACAUCUAAUGCAAGUGAUGGGAGGCUGAGUCAGAGAGUGCGCCCCCUACUGUACCCACCCAAAAACAGCAUGGCCAAUUGUGCUCUCUCUCUCUCUCUCUCUCGGACUCCGGCUGCUGAUGGCAGAGCAGCAUGAUCUGGGAGUCGACAUUAUUACGAAGUAUAUCAUUUUGACGAUAACUAACACGAAUCAUGUGUCAUAAAUUAGUGACUAUGUAGCAUAUAUUGUAUUGUACAGCUUUGAAACACUAUAAAAAAGUCUCAUCAGUAGAUCACGGGAGGCUGAGCCACGUAUUUUUUUUUUUUUUUUUUUGCUGUGAAUAAAAGACGAAGACGAAGGUUGACUGCGAUAUCAAUGCAGGAAGUGUCGGUCGGCUUAACAGAAGUAGGCCGGCCCACAAACGGUACGAAUACAGAAAGAUACAGAAGUGACUGGUGUUCCUGCAUCCAUUAUAGUUCAGUAUCUUGUUUGCUAUCACACACAAGCUGUGUACAGGGUUACGUGUAUCUCAUCGCUCUGUUUAAAGGCCUUUUCACACUGAGAACAAUUUUUUUUUAAUGCUCACUACAGCAAAAAAAAAAAGUGUGCCCGAUAUUCUUUAAUUUUUCUUUUUCUUUUUUUUGUUUCUGCUUGUACAUUGGUAUAAUGGUGGGAAUAAGCUUCAGCUGUUUGCUGUUAUUUAUUAUUGUGCGUUUUUCACCAUGCUGUCAGUACCCACACUCAUGUAAUACUGUGAAAGUGAAGUAAUGCAAUGAGCUGAAACAUCAUGUUACAAAAUGAACCAUUCACACGACCCCACACGCAGCACUGGGAGCGGAUAGCUUCCACACCUGCAGUGGAAUUGACCACACAAGAGUCCCCUUAAAGUAAAACCCAGACCACCGAUUUCAGAAGAACCAGAGAUUGGUACUCAGGAUUGGUACUCGCUUUUUGGGUUCAGAACAGCUUUCACACUUUUCACACCAAACAUUUACCAAAAUUAUAGAGCAAGUGCACCCAGGUCUGGAAAAAGAAAGCCUAGAAUAAACAAAAUGCCUUGUAAUGUAGUGGAACCUUUGCACCAAGUAUGUAAAUGUCUUGGACUCCUAAAUAUAUAUUAAAUAUAUAUAUUUUUCAAAACUUAGCUUAUGUUUUUUUUGUGUAAAAGUGUUGAAUAGGAACGUCCCCGAGUCCGAGUACCAAUCCAAUACUUUGAAAAUGCAGUAAAAAUAGAAAGAACACAUGCAAGUUGUCCCUUAAGUUUUUUUUUUAAUUAAUUUUUAAUUAUUAUUGAAAUGUCGGUAUGAAAAAAACAUAAAAACAAGUAUUUAGAAAAUUAAAUAGAUAGAAAUAAAUGGUUUUUAUUUAAAUAUGCAGCUUAUCUUAAAUAAACUUAAAAAAUGUGUAUAAAAUCAACCAUCAGAUGAAAGUGAAAUAAAGUACAUUUUCCAUUUUACAGUUGAAAGGCACAGUGGUUCCAUUAAGGAAUGUCUUCUAAUUUCUGACCCCGAUUUCUGAUCAUGUGAUCAGAUCUUUUCUUUUCAUUUUUUUUCCCCAUUUUUUCCCAAUUUAUCUGACCAGUUGUCUCACCCAUUCAGCUGCUAAUCAGCUCUAUAUAUCCCCCAUCACUAGUGAUGCCACAACACAAGGAGGGUGAAGACCAGCACAUGCCUCCUCCGAUACAUGUGAAGUCAGACUCCGCCUCUUUUUGAACUUUUGAACUUCUGCUGAUGCAGCAUUACAGAGUAGCAUCACAGCAGCGACUGGGUUCUGAUACAUCAGCUCACAGACGCAGCCUUCUGCUGAUCGACAUCACCCUAGGAGUGAUGAGGGGAAAGAGCGCCAUCUACUUUACUGUACCCACCCAGAGAGAGAAAGGCCUGUUGUGCUCUCUCAGGGCUCCGGCAGCUGAUGGCGAAUCUCCCGUUCAUAGUAUUCUUUCAUUUCCACCUGUAAAAGUUUGGGACUCUGUGUGAAUAGGCCUUAAGUUGGUUCUCGUGGGUUUUUUUUUUUUUGUUGUUUUUUUUGCAUUGUUGCACUAAAUUUUAUAUUGAUUCUAGUUUGCCAUGAUGUGUUUUUAGGGGAUCUCUAACUUUAGAACUGCCACUUCAGCCACUCUGAAUCUGAGUGACGUGUCUGAUUAUACAGAUUUAGGUUUCUUCUUCUAGCGUUUCUGCUUUUUCUGUUUUUUUUUCAGCCUUUUCAGCUUUUUCUGUUUGUUGUAAAAAGUCUUUGUAUAGCUUUUCAGUGUUCUACAUUCCUUCCUGAACUCUCCCCACCACAACCCCCCCCCCCCCCCCCUCUUUACUACAGUCUGUAAUUAUUACUUUUAAAAAGUACACAGAAUAAAAUGUUCUUUUUUUAAUCAGA